Molecule: messenger RNA, 2055 nt
Organism: Empidonax traillii (willow flycatcher)
Lineage: Eukaryota; Metazoa; Chordata; Aves; Passeriformes; Tyrannidae
Product: cyclic nucleotide-gated cation channel beta-3-like
Exons: 17
Biological process (GO): monoatomic cation transmembrane transport
Cellular component (GO): photoreceptor outer segment; intracellular cyclic nucleotide activated cation channel complex; plasma membrane
Molecular function (GO): intracellularly cAMP-activated cation channel activity; protein-containing complex binding; intracellularly cGMP-activated cation channel activity
Source: RefSeq, a predicted model, not a curated record
AUGUUUAGAAAACUAAGAUCAGUUUUUUCUAGACCAAAAUUAGCACCUGCAGUAACAGAUGGCAAGAAUGAAGAUGCCCCUCCACCAUCUAAGGCAUCAGCAGGCCAGGAUGAAAAUAAAACAACAAAUGAACCACAGAAAGAAGAGGCCAAUAAUAAAGCAGAACCAGUAUCAAAGCAACAAGCUACAGAAACAACAAAAGCACCAGAGCCUUCAAAAACUGAAAACUCAACUGAACCAACUAAGACAACUCAACAGGAAAACCAGCAACUCAAAGAUGGGAAAGAAGAAGCUAACACACAGAAGCCAACACCUUCAGAUUUCCAGAGAAAUGAGUAUGCUGAGGCCCAACUUCAAGAGAUUUUAAAAAAAUUACGGGAAAGGGCAACUGUCUAUAAGGAAAAGCUGAACGACCCAGUGCUGUCUUCACCUGAAGGCAGUCCUACAGCUUAAGAAAAAAAAGAGGAGGCAGAAGUAAAGCCAGAGGAGGAUCAUUACUGUGAUAUGCUAUGCUGUAAAUUCAAAAAACCUCCACUGAAAAAAUAUAUGGAGAAACUGCAGCUACCAGACACCAUAGACUCUUACACAGAUCGCCGUUACGUGGGAUGGCUCAUGCUUGUGACAAUCGCCUAUAAUUGGAAUUGCUGGUUUAUUCCCCUUCGCUAUGUGUUCCCAUAUCAAACCCCAAGUAACAUAAUAUAUUGGUUUGCCAUUGAUGUCAUUUGUGAUAUCUGCUACCUCUGUGAUUUACUGAUUUUCCAGCCCCGAGUGCGAUUUAUAAAAGGGGGAGAUAUAAUAACAGACAAAGUGGAAACAAAGAAAUUCUACCGCAGCUCUGUAAAGUUUCAGCUUGAUGUGAUAUCAGUAUUGCCAUCUGACAUUUUAUACUUCUUCUUUGGAUUUAAUCCAGCACUUAGAGUAAACAGGAUGCUAAAGCAUAACACAUUCUUUGAGUUUAAUGAUCGAUUGGAAGCUAUUAUGGAAAAAGCAUACAUCUACAGGGUCAUUCGAACAACUGGAUACUUGCUGUUUAUCUUACACCUCAAUGCAUGCCUCUAUUAUUGGGCUUCAGACUAUGAAGGAAUUGGCUCCACUAGAUGGGUGUAUGAUGGUGAAGGAAACAUGUAUCUGAGGUGUUACUACUGGGCAGUUCGCAGCCUAAUCACCAUCGGGGGCCUUGCAGAACCACAAACACUGUUUGAGAUAAUCUUUCAACUGCUAAAUUAUUUCAUGGGUGUCUUUGUCUUCUCCAGUUUAAUUGGUCAGAUGAGAGAUGUAAUUGGAGCAGCAACAGCAGGACAGAACUACUUUCGUUCCUGUGUGGACAAUACUGUCUCCUAUAUGAACACUUAUUCUAUUCCAAGAUUGGUCCAAAAUCGUGUUCGAACUUGGUAUGAAUACACAUGGGACUCUCAGGGAAUGCUGGAUGAAUCAGAAUUACUGGAGCAGAUGCCAACAAAAAUGCAGUUAGCCAUUGCAAUUGAUGUGAACUUUGCCAUUGUCAAUAAAGUGGACUUAUUCAAAGGCUGUGAUACCCAGAUGAUAUAUGACAUGCUGCUAAGGUUGAAAUCCAUUGUGUAUCUACCUGGUGACUUUGUCUGCAAAAAGGGAGAGAUUGGCAGAGAGAUGUACAUCAUCAAACAGGGUGAAGUUCAAGUCCUUGGAGGUCCUGAUGGUACAAAAGUACUGGUUACACUAAAAGCAGGAGCUGUAUUUGGGGAGAUCAGCCUACUUGCUGCAGGUGGAGGAAAUCGAAGGACUGCCAAUGUGGUGGCUCAUGGUUUUGCCAACCUUUUCAUUCUGGACAAGAAAACACUAAAUGACAUCUUGAGGCACUACCCUGACUCAGAAAAGCUUCUCAUGAAGAAAGCAAAGGUGCUGCUGAAGCAGAAGGGGAAACCUCCUCCAGGACCACCAGUGCCUCAACCACGAGGCUUGGCCAGUCUCUUUGGGCAGAAACAAGAAACUCCAAAAUUGUUUAAAGCAAUGCUUGGAGCAAAAGGAAAAGAUGGCCUUGCUAAGCUGCUGCAGCUGAAGAGACAACAAGAAGCUGAG